AUGCUGAGGACGGUGUUCUCGGCAUACAAAGGUUAUCAUGCUCCGAAAGAUGCAAGUUCCCAAGAUGAUGACAACUGGAAUAUGACCCAGACAAGAAGUCGCACGAGAUCCUCGAGGCGGCAACUGGGACCUCCUCUUUCUGGAUUCGAUCAGCUGAAAUGGGACGUUGUGGGGAAGGGCCAUAGCAUAGUGUAUGGAGACUCGAAGCCGACAAAAAAGGGGCCAUCUAGUUCGGAUUCCGAUAUUAGUGAUGAUGAUAGGACACCAGAUGGAAACCCCAAGGAAAACACAGAGGGGAGUCGCUUCUACUCCGAGGAUCAAAUCCCCUAUGACGAAUUCGAUGGUAAUUUUUCAUACGCGUCUCCUGACAUACUAGAACCCGACCAGGACAUUGAGUUCGAGGCAAGCCGAGGUGAUAACGAAAAGAAGGAAAGAAUUGGAAAAAAUGGAAAAAACAACAAAACCAGAGGCACUGGGAAACAUCGGAAGCAGGACAGGGUCAUGAGCAGGAAGCUGGAGAGAAAGGCAAGAAAGGAAGAGAAGAAGCAGAAGAAAUCACUCAAAAGCUCAGGCUUAUAUGCAACUAGUGAUGGUGACAAGGUGAAGUUGUUGAAUGAACUUUAUCGGGAAGCAUCUUCAAGGCUGGAAAGCUCUUUCAAGUACUAUGAUGUUUCGGUGUACAAAGAGGAUCUGUUCAACCUUACGGAUGACCAGUGGCUGAACGAUAAUAACCUCUCAUUCAUCUACGAAUUUCUCACGCGAUUUCAGCUUGUUCCAAUUUUGUCUUCUCUAUUCAAUAAGAGUAUUCCGCUGGAAAAAUCGUCCGAAUCGAUAAUCCUUUUGAAGCCAUCCAUGAGUUACCUUCUAAUGCACACACGCGACCCUACCAUGUUGAAGGGUGUGCUUCCGCCUAUGGAGCGUGCGUCGUUCGUUUUUCUUCCUGUCAACGAUAACGACGAUGUUGAAUUGGCAGAGGGAGGAUCGCACUGGUCGUUGGUAGUGGCUUCAAUUCCAGAUAACACUUGCUUCGUUUUUGAUAGUAUGACUUUGGCUAACGAAUCGGAAUCAUUGACACUGAUAAACCGGUUUGAAGCAUACAUGGGACAGAAAUAUAAAGUCAGAGCCAACAUGCCAACUCCGCAGCAGAUUAACGGAAGCGAUUGCGGAAUCAUGGUUUUACAGACCACGGCUUUGCUCCUGGCUCGUCUGCUAAACAGCGAAGAAGGUGAGCCACUAUCAUUUGACCUCUCUGAAAUCAAUCUGAGUGCGAUCGAUGGCAGGAUAUUUGUUCUGGGUACUAUUCUCAACCUUCUGAGAAGCACUUCAGGAUAA
Messenger RNA from Kuraishia capsulata CBS 1993, 1332 nucleotides. RefSeq lists its product as uncharacterized. Gene Ontology annotation, biological process: proteolysis. The record is from RefSeq and is a predicted model, not a curated record. Bases 1 to 1332 code for a protein of 443 amino acids. Gene Ontology annotation, molecular function: deNEDDylase activity; cysteine-type peptidase activity. NCBI's taxonomy places the organism in Eukaryota, Fungi, Ascomycota, Pichiomycetes, Pichiales, Pichiaceae. The transcript has a single exon.